Messenger RNA from Pterocles gutturalis (yellow-throated sandgrouse), 2147 nucleotides. Its product is annotated as cytosolic carboxypeptidase 4-like. The annotation marks the transcript as partial. The record is from RefSeq and is a predicted model, not a curated record. NCBI's taxonomy places the organism in Eukaryota, Metazoa, Chordata, Aves, Pterocliformes, Pteroclidae. The transcript is spliced from 15 exons. Gene Ontology annotation, biological process: protein side chain deglutamylation; C-terminal protein deglutamylation.
AUGAACAGAAACAGCAGGCUCUCGCUCUGGGCCAGCUCUGAGAUGGGGAUGGGACAUGCACUUUUCCUGUGGAUUUUAGCUAACAACAAAAGUAAGAGCUCCUGUGACAAGGAUGUCAUCCUGAAUAUUCUCAGUGUCCUCACUGACCUGCUCUCUCUGGGGACUGGCCGGAGAAUUCACUACGUGAUCAGCAAAGGCGGCAGCGAGGCUCUACUGCAGGCUCUCGCCGCUGCUGCCCAGACGGAGCCGCUCGACCACAGCACCCUGCUGCCCCUGCUCCGUCUGCUGGCCAGGGUUGGCCAACGAGAUAGGAAGUUUGGGCUGAAAGUGCAGAAGGCAGAAGCAACUGAUAUAAUACUGAGCUUGGCAAGGAGAAACCUGGGCCACCACCUGCACCUCACCCACUGCCUCUGGGUCCUGCGGGUUUGCGCUUCUAAUGUUACCACAGGAACUACACUUGGUGUCAAUGGAGCCAUGGAGCUGCUUUUCAAAGUCAUCACCCCUUACAGCAAGAGACACAUCAGGACAAUCAGGGCAGCCAUUGGGGCUCUGGCAGCUUUGCUGAAAUCAAAGUCUAACAGCCGACGGGCAGUGAACAGAGGCUACCUGGGUGGAUUGCUGAGACUCUAUCAAGACUGGCACCACAAGGAUGUCUCCAACAACUACAUUUAUAUUCGUAGGGGUCUCCUGAUCUGUUUAAAGCACAUCACCAACAUCCAGCUGGGCAGGGAGACUUUCCUUGGUUCCCGGGGUAUGGAGAUUCUCUUCACAAGUGUACAGGACUGUCUGUCUUGCAGAAAUCUGGAUCCUAUCGUAACCACUGCGACUCAGAUUCUGAGAAAGUGCUACCCCAAGGAGCCUCUCCCUGUGACGACAGUAAGAAGCUCCUAUUCCUUCCCUCUUCCUGGGAAUGCCAAGGCUGAACCUCCAUGUGAGGUAUCUGAAGGUAACUAUGAAAGUGAUGAAGAGGAAGAGGCUGAAAAAGACCUGGAUAACGAGGAUGUGGAGAGUAAGGAGGAAGAUUAUGACUUGGAGACAGACGUGAACAAAUUGAGGUCAACGCCAGUGCUUGACCGGCCAGAGGAAGAGCUUGGGCAGUAUGAAGCGAUGUGUCCGGAGCUUUCCCAUAAUUUUCAGGAGCUUGAAUCUGAAUCUGAGGAAGAGAAGAGCUUGGAAGACAGGACUGAGAUCCUUCCCCCAACUCCCUCUCAUUUCAUUCCAAAUGCCACUUCUGUGAAACAUCCAAACUGCAGAUGCAGAAACCAAAGUGUCACAGAGAUGAGACCUGAUACAGAGGAAAAGGAUUUCCGAGUCCCACUGCAGAACUGGACAAAGAAGGAGAAAUGCAAAUGGGAUCCUAUCAACGAAAAGAGUGAUAUUGCAGAAGCAGCCCAAGAUGCGGGGUCCUGUGAAGAGGAAGAUCCAUCCAGGAGUCACACACUUACUUUAUGUCCCCUCCCAAAAGGGGCUGCUUGGUACAAAAAAAUGUUUUACCCUGAACGUGAGGCCUCAAUCAGUUGUAGUCCUGGAGAGAGGCUGGAGAGCUCAGACAUUGUGACAGAUCUUCUGGAGAAACACCAAGGGGACAUCCCAUUCCACAGCCCUUGCUUCUACGUAGCUAGGGCCAAAUGCGUUAAGUCUGUACCAGACUACAAAGACUUGGCAUUUCCUGAUUUCUGGGGUCACCAGCCCCCUCCUUACAGCAAGCCCAUGUUGGAGCGCAAGUAUGGGGUUCAAAGAGACAAAGUACUAGAUGAUAUUCGCCGCUUAAUCCAGCCAGGUGAUGUGAUAGGCAGAACUGUUUUUGAUUUAGACGAGCCCAGUCACUCAAGCCCAGGUGCUCCAAGCUGUCUGACAUUCUUCUCCAAGUUUGAAUCAGGAAACCUUCGCAAAGCCAUCCAAGUGCGUGAGUUUGAGUAUGACUUAAUUAUGAAUGCAGAUGUCAACAGCAACCAGCAUCACCAGUGGUUCUACUUUGAAGUCCGUGACAUGAAAUUAGCAGUUCCUUAUCGCUUCAACAUUAUCAACUGUGAGAAGCUGAAUAGCCAGUUUAAUUAUGGCAUGCAGCUGGUCAUGUAUUCAGUGAAGGAAGCUCUCCAGGGCAGACCUCGCUGGCUUAGGGCAGGCCAUGAUAUCUGCUACUACAA